This is a messenger RNA of Mercurialis annua (annual mercury), 783 nucleotides long. RefSeq lists its product as uncharacterized. The record is from RefSeq and is a predicted model, not a curated record. Bases 1 to 783 code for a protein of 260 amino acids. The transcript has 2 exons. NCBI's taxonomy places the organism in Eukaryota, Viridiplantae, Streptophyta, Magnoliopsida, Malpighiales, Euphorbiaceae.
AUGGGGCUACUCAGCGUGUCAGACGCAAUUCAAUGCAGGGUAUUCCCAAUCACACUCACAGGCAUAGCCCAAAAAUACUUUGAGCUAGACGAGGACCAGAGGGCGAUUCGUGGGAAAGAAGCAAAGGGAAAAGAGUCGAAAGAGAAAUCCAAAGAAAAAUCGAAGUCAAAAUCCGAGGAUAGAAGGGGAAGGCUAGAGGAAAGUAGGCGAUUCGCCCCCCAAACGAGAUACGAACCUAGGUACGACCCCCGAGACGAUGAAAACAACUUCACACCAUUAAACACCAACCGAACUAACGUCUUCAUGUGGAUCAAAGAGAACGUAAAAAACGUAGUAUGGCCACCGAAGAUGAAAGCCGAAAUAAGAGACACAAGAAAGUACUGCAAAUUCCACGAAGACGACGGACAUGAAACAGAUAGCUGCAGAGAUUUGAAAGUCGAAAACGAAAUAAUGAUAGACAAAGGAGAACUGAGGAAAUUCGUGGCCCACAAAGCGAAAAGCAACGACAAGGGAGAAAUAAGAAGCAGAGAUGACAAAGGAAAAGAAAGAGAAGACGAACGCCCAUCCAAAAUAUUGGGAACCAUACACAUGAUCAAUGAAGGAGGACACAACAGCUUAACGAUUAGAAGAAAGCAAAAGAAAGAGGUGAUGAACAUCAGAGAAACCCACAUGCCACCCGUAAUCUUCGAUGUUGAAGACUACGAGCACGUGAAAGCACCCCAUAAUGAUGCCUUGGUGGUGACUACUAUCAUUGAGAAUUGGAACAUGGAGCGAAUCCUAUGA